Molecule: messenger RNA, 518 nt
Organism: Polistes dominula (European paper wasp)
Lineage: Eukaryota; Metazoa; Arthropoda; Insecta; Hymenoptera; Vespidae
Source: RefSeq, a predicted model, not a curated record
AACAACUGCAAUCGGYAAACGGAGUGCUUCAAAAACUGAUGGGAACUCUUGUUCUUCUUACGGCCUACAGCACAACCUAUUUUAGCUUUUUAACAAUGAAGUUACUAUUAUCUUAUUCUAAAGCUUUUUGUGAGCAAGUGUCGAGUGAGGAAGAAUUAAGUUUUUUAGAAGAAAAURUCAAACAAAGUAAAUUAUAUGCAUACAUUAUCCUUGGUCUUUUUAAUUGCUAUGGUUUCUCAGUAGUAACACCGUGCAUUGUAAAAUUAUGUCUUUAUUUUUUAGGAACAUUGGACGAUAAUAAUUUACCACUGAUAAUACCCGUUGAUAUCACCAAAGCAGGAGUGCAUUAUUUUUGUUUGUUCAUUUAUCAAAUAACUGCAUUUAUUAUAAUUUUGACAUUAGGUGGUGUGAGUUUCUCAGCAUUUUUGCUUACUGUCUUAUUCGCGUCCUAUCAGUUUCGUGUAUUAAUGUACGUUUUCAAUGAUUAAAUCAAUCUUAUAAUAGUAGUAAUUUAUUUA